Molecule: messenger RNA, 588 nt
Organism: Paramecium tetraurelia
Lineage: Eukaryota; Ciliophora; Oligohymenophorea; Peniculida; Parameciidae
Exons: 2
Source: RefSeq, a predicted model, not a curated record
AUGCUUAAUUUAAAAACAAAAUAGCAUCCACUUUCAACUUAAAAAAGGCAAUAUUGGACUACAAAAGAAGACAAAUUAUUAUAAAAGGCUUUAAAUUUGCAUAAUUCAAAAUGGAAAACAAUCGCUGAGUAUUAUUUUCAAAGAAAUGGAAGUUAAUUUUCAUAAAGACGGAAAAGAAUUAAACCUCAAGUUUUAAAUAUGGAUUCUUAAUUUAACUUUGAAAGAAAAUUCUGGACUCCAGAAGGGGUUAAAUUUCGAGAAAGUCUUAUAUAAAAGUAUAUGUUUGAAUGGAAACAAUCACAAGUUACUUGGAUGGUAGAACAUCGAAAUAAGUUCAAGAACGUUAUAACAAUCAUUUAGACCCUCUAAUUAAUAAGAAAUCAUGGAGUUAAGAGGAAGAUCUAUAAUUAUGGUCAUUAUAUUAAUAAUUUGGACCAAAAUAGUCAAAUAUUUCUUAAACUCUAUAAGGUAGACCGGAGAAUUCAAAAAAGAAUAGAUAUUAUUGGCACAUUAGAAAUUCUAUGCGAGGAAGAAAACCCAUAUUAUGUUAUUCCUUAAUUGAAAAGAAGUAUUGAAAAAGUUGAUUGA